GCCGGAGCGUCGCCAAGCCCGGGGCGAGCGGCGCCCAGCCCUGUCACCCUGCCGGCGGGUGGCAGCCGCCCAGGGAACCGGCGGCAGAACGCCCGGGGCGCUGGGACUCUCGCCGUCGGCUCCGUGGCUGGCAGGGGGGCAGCCGGGCUGGCCGUUCUCCCACGCACGCUGCCUCCUCAGUGCCCCUCGCCCUCCCAGCGGCGCGCCCCGGGCCCGCAGCGGGCUCAGCCAUAGCGCUCGGCGAGCCGGCCUGAAGGAAGAACCUCUCUGGGGCCGAGCGCCGGCCUCUGUAACGCGUUAGGUGCCUCUCCUGGUAGGCCGUUGUCAGAGCUAGGGAGGGCUGCGCCGCCGGCGAGCGAAGCCCUAGGGAAUGGAUCAGGGAUCCUCCAGAGUAGCAUGAAGACUCUUGGUUCCAACCUUCGAAACCAUGGUAUCACCCUCCUUCAUCCAAGGAAUUUUGAUAAGAAAUUCCCUGCUGGGUACUGACAUGACUGAGAGGUACCACGAUGGUGAAAAUAGAUAACCAGCAGAAGAGAGAAGACCUUGUGUUAAUUAUGUCCAGGAGAAAGUCGGAGAGCAAAAGCCUUUUAGGCUUGUUGUCCACGUCUCUUCAGACACAAAUCAAGAUGGAUAAUUUUUACAAUUUUUACAUGCUUGAUCCUAAAGAGCUAGGAAGAGGAAGAUGUGCUGUGGUUAGAAAAUGUAUAGCUAAAUCCACAGGCCAAGAAUACGCAGCUAAAUUUCUAAAGAAGAGGAGAAGAGGACAGGACUGCAAAGCAGAAAUUUUACAUGAAAUUGCUGUGCUCGAAUUAACAAAGUCUAGUCCUCGUGUAGUUAAUCUCCAUGAAGUGUAUGAAAUGACAAAUGAAAUCAUCUUAGUGUUGGAAUAUGCUGCCGGAGGUGAAAUCUUUAAUUUGUGUGUCCCUGACUCAGAUGAGAGAAUCGAAGAAAAUGAUAUUAUCAGACUUAUUCGACAAAUACUUGAAGGACUCUGCUGUCUGCAUGAAAACAAUAUUGUGCAUCUUGAUUUAAAGCCUCAGAACAUCUUGCUGAGCAGUUUCAAUCCUCUUGGUGAUAUAAAAAUUGUAGAUUUUGGUAUGUCUCGGAAGAUCGAGAAUGCUAGUGAACUGCGGCAAAUCAUAGGAACUACAGAAUAUCUAGCUCCAGAAAUCUUAAACUAUGAUCCUAUUACCACGGCUACAGAUAUGUGGAAUAUUGGUGUAAUCUCAUAUAUGUUGCUAACUCAAGAAUCUCCAUUUGUGGGGGCAGAUAAUCAAGAAACUUUCCUCAAUAUCUCUCAAAUCAAUGUGGAGUAUUCAGAAGAAACUUUUGCAUCAGUUUCAUACCUGGCCAGAGACUUCAUUGAAAAACUUCUUGUCAAAAACCCAGAGGAAAGACCAACAGCAGAGGCCUGUCUCUCUCAUUCUUGGCUGAAACAGGGAGAAUUCAUAUUAUUGUGUAGUCCUGAAGAAUCUUCCUGUCCUUCUCCAAUGCAGGAACACACAACAAAGUGUUCAGAGGAAAGGAAUACUAAACCAAUUUGUAAUGGUACCUGCAGUGACCGAGCAGAUAAAGAGAACAUUCCAGAAGACAGCAGUACAGUGUCUAAACGUUUUCGGUUUGAUGAUUCAUUGCAACAUCCUCAAGACUUCAUGACAGACCUAGUAUGUUAACAUAUGUCUGUCUGUGCAGGUCCUCUGAACUGAAUUUAGGAUUCUAAUCUAUUCCAGUGGUGAAUAUUGUGAGAUUAUGGCUUGUCCAUUCGUGCAGCAUGGUUAUACUGAAAUGCACUUUUGAGUGAUCCUCUGAUGGGUACUUCCUUUCAUGUCCAUUGCUGGCAAUGGCUUUUACUCCUGAGAAACUGGAAUUCUGUCAUCAGGGGAGAGCCUUAUGUUUUGAAGGCGAUUUAGUUGAAUAUAUUUGCACUUUUCAAGUUUUAGUCCAAAAAAUGUUUAAUAUAAUAGAGAAUAAAAAUAUAAAAACUUUUGAAUGUUAAUAAAUGGACUCUAGUUAAACAACUUAUAAAAAUUCUCAAGACAGUGAUCUAAUAAUAUAAGCACAUUUUUGUGACUAAGACUUGAUAAUGGAUUGAAGCAGAGAAAUUUAAACUAAUAAUUUCUGACAGCCUUUCACUGCAAUGACCGUGCCGUCAUUUGUUAACUAAGCAUUUAAAAUCAGCAGAAUAUUGGGAUAUAUUGGAUGCAUUCAGCAAAUACUGUUUACUUAGAAUGUUUAGCUGUGGUUAAGGAUAAUCUUUCUGCCUUAGCUGACUGGUUACUUGUGGAUAGUGUACUGCAUGUGGCAUGUACUUUUAAUAUGCUAGCAUAAAUAUUUCUGGAAUACUAGAAUAGAAUAAGGGUAGGUUGCCAGUCUUAUUGCUGAAGAUCCUUGCUUCAUAAACAAAUCUAAUUGUAAGAGUGUGAAAAGUCUUGCACUGAAGUGCAUAUUGAAACAAGUGUACAUGCUCAAAAGUUGUCUCCAUAUAUAUCAGUCUCCAUAUACAUAUAUCUGGAUUGUAUUGAAAUACAGAUUGCACAGUAAACUAUAAAUAUUCCAAUACCCAUAAUAGUUUAGUGUACAUACCUCUUAAACAUCAGAGAUGAGACUAAUAGCAGUGCAUAGUCAUUUAUUGCCUGUGCAUCCACAUUAAGGAUGUGUUAAAAAGCUGAUAGAUGUGGGAUGGAGAGUGUGUUAAUUUGCUUGCAUAAUUUUUACAACCAAACUAUUUUUCCUCAAAGUACUUACUCAUGCUGAGAAAUUGGCUGCAAAAUUUCAGAAUUAAAAUUCAGAGCUCUGGUUAUAUAAAUCUAUCAAUUUUUGAAAACAUUCUGUUUUGCACUCUCCAUCUUACAAAAAAUAAAGGCAGGGUUUUUUGCGUUUUUUUUUUUUAUUCCUCUUGUUCCCAUGCUCUGAAAAAAACCACUGUAUUAUGCCAAGUUUCAGGUUGGAGCAAAUGUUGAUCAGGUCCUAAUUGAGUUUAUUAAUAGUGUGAAAAUGGGAGCCUUUUCAGAUAGGGAAUGGAAGUAAUUAAAGCUCUUUGAAAUAUUAUGAAAGUAAAUGGCACUUUAAACUAUUUCCUGGAUCUUCGAGUCUGCAUAGCUUAGACUGAAUCCUCCUCAGUGUGGAUGUCUCAUUUGUCUUACAUAAUGAGAAUUGUGAUAUUUAGUUAGUUGCAAGAUGCUUCCUCAAAUGUGCAUAUUGACCCUGUCAUAUUUAAGCAAUUUCUUGUUAAAAUUCAAGAGAAAAUAUCAAACAUUGAAAUAAUGUAAAUGCUCAUUUUAUUAAUAUGUAAUAAAAUGUUGUAUUUUAAGUACCUUUAUAACAAGAGGAUGGAAUAAAAAAUAUUUUAAGCAAUUUGUAUAUUAAAUCCAUCUUAACAGACAAAUGAGUCCAAUAAUGCUCUCUUUACUUGGUUAAUACUCCUGUUGAUCUGAAUGGAAGUUCCAGCUGAGUAAAGUUUGCAGGAUCAGGCCUUAACUUUUUAUGUGUUAAAAUCCAGUCUUUUCUGUUCUCUUUAUAAAGACUGAUAUCCAUGUGAUAUUGUUUUAAUACCAGUAUGUGUUCAACCAUGAACAAGCUGAGCUACCUAGUUAUUAGGGGACUCCACUAUCUCAUCUCUACAUAUUAAUGUUAUGUAUACAUUAUUCUUUUCUAUGAAUCGAUAACUGAGAAAUAAGUCGACUUUGUGGAGGCAGUUAAUAAACAAGUUAGUUUUUUUUUUUUUUUUUUUAAAUUUUGGAAGGCCUUGCUUUUACUCAAUAGUUUUAAACUAAGGUAUUUCUGUCUUCUUCUCAGAAGAACUUAAUCUAAUUACAGUGUAGUGAAAUAAAAGUAUUUUUAUACAUUCAGAAUUGAAAGUUCACUUAAGAUGAAGAGAGGAAAUGUCAAAACAGUACAACAGAUUCAGCUAUAAAAAGUUGUUUACAAAAAAUAAUUGUAAUAUAAUUUAAACUGUCCAAAUUACUGCUAAAUUCUUAAUUUUAAAACUGGAAUCGCUCAUACAUUAAUAUUACUGUUUCUUUUAACAUAUGAUACAGGUUAUGCAAAGUAUAAAGUCAUAACCAUAUAUACCAGCACUUUAACUAAACAAAAUACAGGAAAUAUUCCAUAAAGAAACUUUCCACCAUGAUAUUUGAUAAAUGUUUACAUUUGUUACUGCUUUUUUCUGGUCUUAAGUUAUCUUUUAAGUUUGAAUAAGUGAAUUUUGGUUUUAUCCAAUAGAGCUUUUUCAAAUUUUGUAGACAUCUGUAUUUUUGUAUGUAAAUUCAAAUAUAACUGGAGCCAGAAUUUUAAAUUGUUUGGAUUAAUAUAAAUGUUUAAUUUUAUAAGAAUUUUGUAUUGUGCAUGCCAUCAUUUUCUUUAACAUACGUAAUUUCAUUUAAGGUACAGUUGUUCUUUGGUAGCCCAUUGUGCUUAGUGUCAUGUUAUUGGGGACUAGCAAAAACAGAAUGUAAAUGGUCAUAGUAAUAUUUUAUUAAGAUAACUGAUGUAAUUUCUAUGCAAUUCCUGAAUUAUUUUGUAUAAACAAACAUUUUGUAUUGAAAUGUGACUUUAUUCAACAGUUUGUACACUUAGUAUUUUCUAAUCAGAAAAAGUGGCUUUCCAGCUAAUGUCUUGUGCUCUGUGUAAAGUUCAUCUGAUAAGUUAGUGAAUGUAGCUUUUUGAAAUGCCACCACAUCCUUACACUUACUAAUUUCAUAUCUGGAAUGCUGCAUACAUUUGAAUCUGGAUUAAAUCUAUGAGGGGAAAAAGGUGUUUCUGCUUAAUGUACAUUGAGGGACAGAACUCUUGUCCUUUUAUAGUUUAAUUUUAGGUGUAAAAUGUUUAGAGGAAAGGAGAGGCAUCUUAAAAUAUUAUAUAAGAAAGAAAUGCUGGUGUUCAGGUUUCAUUAGUCUCUCUGUAGAGAACCAGCACUAUGCCAACCAGCUAAAGAGAGAAGAUGAUAAGCAAAAUGAGUCAAACACAUGAAAUGGGCCAGUCCAAAUAUUAAGUGUCUUGACUUAAAACACUAACCCAGUGGUGAUCUGCAUACCUCAACAGCAUAAGAUAAACAGGUAUGUAAUAUCCAUGUUGUUUAUUUAGCAGAUGGUUGUCCUUUCUCAAGGCUGUAAACUCCUUAAAGUUAAGUUGAAUGUUAGUAGGCUGAUGGUCUAAAAAUAAAUUAUACUCUUCUAGAGAACUUCAUAUAUUGUGUGUGUAAUAAAUGGGUAGUAAUUCACUAAUACAGGCUGGAUACUGCAGUUGCUACAUAAAGAUCCCAUUGACAUAAGUGUUGUUCUGUUUGUGUUUAGAACUUCAUGACUGAGUUGUGUGUUCUGUGAAGGGAACAGUAUCCCCAUGUAUUUGUUUUGGCAUUACUGCAGUAUUCACUUCAAAUCUCUCAAAUUUUCUGCCCAUAAAACUUUUAUCCAAUGUGCUUCAUAUACUAAAAACAAAAUCCUAUUUAUUAAAUACUCGUUUCCCCCCUUAGCAA
Messenger RNA from Chelonia mydas (Green sea turtle), 5473 nucleotides. It is a transcript of the gene STK17B, whose product is annotated as serine/threonine kinase 17b. The record is from RefSeq and is a predicted model, not a curated record. Gene Ontology annotation, molecular function: ATP binding; protein serine/threonine kinase activity. Gene Ontology annotation, cellular component: nucleus. The transcript has 9 exons. Gene Ontology annotation, biological process: intracellular signal transduction; positive regulation of apoptotic process; protein phosphorylation. NCBI's taxonomy places the organism in Eukaryota, Metazoa, Chordata, Testudines, Cheloniidae. Bases 507 to 1673 code for a protein of 388 amino acids.